Molecule: messenger RNA, 1029 nt
Organism: Aspergillus tanneri
Lineage: Eukaryota; Fungi; Ascomycota; Eurotiomycetes; Eurotiales; Aspergillaceae
Product: Zn(II)2Cys6 transcription factor domain-containing protein
Exons: 3
Coding region: 1-1029 (342 amino acids)
Biological process (GO): regulation of DNA-templated transcription
Molecular function (GO): DNA-binding transcription factor activity, RNA polymerase II-specific; zinc ion binding
Source: RefSeq, a predicted model, not a curated record
AUGCUGCGACAACCAAAGCUUCGUCCCAAAUCCCACAUUCCGGGUUUCCCAGAUGCCAUGUAUGACCUGGCAGCAGUAUCGUCCUUGUCCCAGUUCGAAUCUCGCGCAGGGAUCGGAGACGAGAAGCAGGAGCAGCGGGUCUUUCGCGUCAAGCGCAAACAUGUUUUGAAAGCGUGUGAUCGUUGCAGGGUCAAGAAAACCAAGUGUGAUGGGAAGCAACCAUGCAACCGCUGUUCGGCCUAUAAUCACCCUUGCCUGUUCCGAGAGAGGAAAGCAACGCAGACGAAAGUAUACUCCCGGGGAUUCGUUGAGAUGUUGGAGUCGCAUCAUUCACUGGUCGUGAAAGCACUGCAAAAGCUGUACAAGCUUUGCUUAAACAAGGAAGGAUUUCCAGGAGAGCCCCUCGUGGAAGCCCCUGACGGCCAUCCUCUUACGCAUGCGAUCCUGGACCGUUUAGGACUGAUCAAGCAGGCCGAGGAGAAUCCAGAGGAACCGGAUGAGGACACUGAAGAACUUCAGUAUCUGCGAUUUUUGUCCACCUCCACUGACUGCAGCGCUACGACAGACCCGUCCCCAGAGCCUACAACUCCACCCGAGCCUUCGUCCAGCAACUACAGCCCCACUAAGCUUUCCCCUAAGGUUGGUGAUGCCUGGAAGUGGGACUUUCAGCACGUUCACCCGGUCAACCACCCAGGGCAGUAUUCAAGCUACCCUUCUUUCCACGGCAUGCCCAUGCCACGGCCAACGGUGAUGCCAAUCGGCCCUAGGGCCGAGCCCAAAUGCGCAGACGCCAUACAUCCAGGACUAGACUCUGAGCAUCCAUAUUUCUACUAUACGGGCAGCAACUGCCAUGGAGAGUCAAAGGGCCGCCUCCAUUCGGAUGUGGCUACCGAACCGGGACGCCAACAGAUAGCAGCAGCCGCCAACAUGCCCGUUGGUAUCCUUGGAGACUAUAACCUACAUGUACAGGAACAGCAUCAGACCCUCUAUUCUAGUCUGGAGCCGAACUGGCAUUUCCCUUGUGGAUAG